This is a messenger RNA of Fusarium tjaetaba, 1089 nucleotides long. Its product is annotated as oxidoreductase. Gene Ontology annotation, molecular function: nitronate monooxygenase activity. NCBI's taxonomy places the organism in Eukaryota, Fungi, Ascomycota, Sordariomycetes, Hypocreales, Nectriaceae. The record is from RefSeq and is a predicted model, not a curated record. The coding region runs from base 1 to 1089 and encodes 362 amino acids. The transcript has 3 exons.
AUGGCCUCACCACAGAAGCUCCGAACCCCUAUCACCGAUCUUUUCAAGAUCCAACACCCCGUCCUCCUCGCGGGCAUGAACGUUGCCGCCGGCCCUAAGCUCGCUGCCGCUGUCUCCAACGCUGGCGGUCUCGGUGUCAUUGGUGGUGUCGGAUACACUCCUGACAUGCUGCGCGAGCAGAUCGCUGAGCUCAAGAGCUACCUCAACGACAAGAACGCCCCCUUUGGUGUUGAUCUGCUCCUCCCCCAGGUCGGCGGCAGCGCUCGCAAGACCAACUACGAUUACACCAAGGGUAAGCUCAACGAGCUCGUCGACAUUAUCAUCGAGGAGGGCGCCAAGCUCUUCGUCUCUGCCGUCGGUGUCCCUCCCAAGGCUGUCGUCGACAAGCUCCACGCCAAUGGCAUUGUUUACAUGAACAUGAUCGGUCACGUCAAGCACGUCCAGAAGUGUCUUGACCUUGGCGUCGAUAUCAUUUGCGCUCAGGGUGGUGAGGGUGGUGGCCACACUGGCGAUAUCCCCACAACCGUCCUCAUCCCCGCUGUUGUCGACAUCUGCAAGAAGCACAAGUCUCCUCUCACCGGCGGCCCCGUCCAGGUCAUCGCUGCUGGUGGUAUUCACAACGGUCAGCUCCUCGCUGCUGCGCUCAUGAUGGGCGCUGGCGCUGUCUGGGUCGGAACCCGAUUCAUCCUCACUGAUGAGGCUGGUGCCCCCAAGGCUCACAAGGAGGCCGUCCGCACAGCUGGCCACGACGACAACAUCCGCACCAUCAUCUGGACUGGCCGUCCCAUGCGUGUCCGUAACAACGACUACAUCAACGACUGGGAGGUCAACCGUCAGGCCGAGAUUAAGGAGCUUGUCGCCAAGGGAGUUAUCCCCUACGAGGCUGACCUCGACAAGCUCGCCGAGGCUGCUAGUGAUAACGAUAGCGACGACGAUGAGGAUCUGUUGGACAAGUACCGACCUUACCUCAUGGGCAAGUGCGCUGCUGUUGUCAACGAGCAGAAGCCUGCCAAGGCUGUCGUGGAUGAAUUUGUAGACGACGCUGUUGCCUGGUUGCAAAGGGGCAACAAGAUGAUUGCCAAGCUGUAA